GAAAGCAGAUGGGGGCAGCAGAAAGAGGCGACCGAAGCAAACCAUAAGAUAAAGCGAAAGCAGUGGCGAAGAGAAAAGGAGGACGCGAGAGGGAGAGAGAAAGAGAGAGAGAGAGAGAGGGAGCGAGGCGUUAGAGAGGAGGACGACGAGAUCUGGCCAGAAAAAUCCUUGCUUUUUGCGCUGUUCUGAGGGGUUCCGGGGAGUCUAAGCGAACUGGUCCGGGGGAAGGUCCGGAAUCUGGGACUUUUUGGGCGUUGAACGGCGGCGGUCGGGUCUUUACGGGAGAUCUGGUGGAGGUGAUGAGACGAUGAGGGGAAACUGCUAAUCUGAUUGGAUGACAGGGAGAGAUGGAGAGGCAUCGUGAAGCUCGGAGAGGGAGCAUGGCGGCGGCAACGGCCAACGGCGGUGGCGGUGGUGGAGGGGGGUUGUCGAGAAGGAGGCAGAGGAACAGCAGCGGCUUCAGAGACUCUCCUGAGGAGGAUGGAAGGAUGGAGAUGCCAGAGACGUCGAGGCUGCGGGAUCGAGGGGCCAAGAAGGACCGCGAUCGGGACAGAUCUAGCCGGAGCAAGCGGAGAAGAGGGGAGAGGACGCUCCACGGGAGCAACAGAGACAGAGAUGAAGCCGAUGAAAGCUCCGAGGAGAGCAUCGACCAGGAUGAGGACGACGAAGAUGAGGACCUCUCCGUCCCCGUCCGGCUACCGCCGUCCUCGCCCCCCCUUGUAAAUCAAGCGGCGGCUUCGUCGCCACAACAUAACCACCAAAUCAACCACCAUCACCAGCAACAGCUACCCCGGAAGAGCUUUCCGCCUAAAGUUGUGAAGUGGAAGCCAGAUGAGAUGAUCGGGUUCACCGUACCCAGAAAAGCUCGUUCAGCAGCAAGCAAAAGGUCACAUGAAACUUCAGGUCUAGGGGGAGCUGGUGGUGGCGGUGGAGGCGGAGACCAAAUCACCCGGCAAGCUUCCAUUUCUCCGUCGAGGCUGAGCCCGGCAUCCACUACGCAGCUUUCGCCGUCUUCCUCCAACGGCUCGCUUCGGAAGAAGAUGAAGCAGGUGAGUGGAGCCAAAAUCCGGCCGCCGAAGAUCUCAAAAUCCACAUCUUUGAGCCAUGACGAGAUCGAGAUGGAGGUUGCGGAGGUUUUGUACGGGAUGACACGGCAAUUCGAGUGUCUUCCAAAGCAUGAUGGCCACAAGGUGGAUUCAAGGGAUGUGGAUGGUGGGUCUGGCAAUGAAGCUAAAUCGAGGUUGCCCUCAACAAACUCGCUGUCGCCAUCUCCGGUUGCCUAUCCAUCUGCACUUCCGUCGUCCAAUUCAUGUUCUAAUCCUGCCCCGUUUGCUGCGAUUGCUCCAAAGAGAAAAAAGCCUAGACCUGUGAAGUUUGAUGAAGAAAGCCCCACGAGUCCAGUGGGAGUACAGCAUCUUUCGAGCUUAUCUGUACCUUUCGUAGCCAAAAUUGACUCAGAGAACCAGACUAAGACAGAGGCUUCAUCUCCAAGAUCGGAGAAGAAUAGUGCAUCUGCUGCCAUAAAAAUUGGUGGCGAGUCGGUCGAUGUUUUGGUCUCCCAGGCUUUGCUCUCCGAUGUACAACAACAGCAGGAGUCGGCCAAGACCAAGAAGGGUAAGACUCAGGAGUUGCAUACAUCGACGGGAGGGUCAAAUAAUGGGGACAAGGUGGAAAGCAAGGAAGAGCUUGUUCCACGGGCAAAAGGAUCUGCUUGCGGUGGCUUAGAUGUCAAUAUCUGUGACACGGAAGCUAGAAAGAUGGCGCCUGAUAGCCCUAAGGAGGAAAUGUUCAAGAUCGAUCUGAUGGCUCCUCCUCCAGGGAAGCUAUCUCCGGAGACGGGUGACUUUAAUGACUUUGACCCAGAUCACAAGCCACAGGGCCCAGAUAAAGAAACCGCACUGAAACUGAAUAAUAAGGAUAAGACAGAAGAGAAGCCCGCAGAGAGUACGGUGACUAGAGAUGAGCAACAGACUGAGAAGUCCGUUCAGAGAGAGAUUGAUUCAAGGAAGCAAGUAGUAAUCAAGCAGAAUCUUGACCUUCAACUUGAUUUGGAAAAGCCCAAGAAAGAUGAUAGUGGCAUCGACAAGGUUCAAGUCCAAAAGCAGCAAGCAAAGGAUCCUAAAGUAGAGCCUAAACAAGAGAAGUCUGGAUCGACACCCUCGCUUCAGAUGCCAUUGACAGUUGGAACCUGGCCUGGUGGUUUUCCACCUUAUGGGUACAUGGGGCAAGUUCCAUCUUUGCAUGCUGUUGUUCCCAUGGAUGGAUCUGCAGGUCCUUCCAGUUCCUUGCAGCCUCCAGCAUUUCUUCAAACGCAUCCCCGUCCAAAGCGCUGUGCUACACAUUGCUAUAUUGCGCAGAUGAUAUCCAAUCACCAGAAAUUUGCUAGGAUGAAUUGUUUCUGGACUGCUGCAGCUGGAGCUGCACCUUUGUACGGGACCAAGCCAUAUAAUCCUAAUAUAGCUCCACCUUCGGAUGCCUCUACUCCUGGAAAUCCAACACAAGGAAGCUUCCUAGGUGCAAACAUGGGCACCUUGCAAGAGGCCAAGGGGUCACCAGCUUUAGCAUCAUAUAUGGGAAGUACCUCACAGGAGAAGAUGCUUUCAAGCAGUAAUACAAUCAUGGAGUCUGCCCAGAGAAAACCACUAAUUUUCCAGCAGGUGCCUCAUUCUGCUGCAGCAAACAACAUGCUGCAUGGUCCUGCUUUCAUUUUCCCUAUAAACCAGCAGCAGGCCACAGCUGCAACUGCCAACAGAGCUGGGGGAGCAAAAUCUACUCCAGGCUCUGCUGCUGAGGUGCGGGCAUCUGGUGCCAUGAGUUCUGCUGUGGGGAGCUGCGGAGGUGGUGGAACAGCAAACCCAGUGAACUUGAGCUUUGCUAGUUUGCCUCCCAAUGAAGCUCAGUACGUGGCUUUUGUGCAGAACAAUAUGUAUCCUUUUCCUGCCCAUAUUUCAGGGGCUACUGCCUUUCGAGGAACAAGUAAUGCUCAAGCGAUGCCCUUCUUCUACCCUCCGCACAUGCUUCACCCAUCACAACUACGACCACAGCAGCAGCAACCACCAGCAGGACCACUACCGCAUGUUCAGCCGAGCCACCAUAAUCCAGGCAAUUUGAGUGGGUCCUCGCAGAAACAUCCGCAGCAGUUACAUGGUAUAAAGGGAAGUGUUUCUGUUGCAAAUGCUAAUGGUUGUCCUGCUACUAAUCAUCGACAGGACCACCUGCCUCAGCAUUCUCGUCCUAUGGAGUGCAAGGGCAUGGAAGAUGACCUCCCCACUACUGAUGCUGCUAUAGCAAUGGGCAAUGGUGGGGGUCACGGUGAUAAGCAGCCAGUUUAUCAGCAGAAGCAGAACAUGAAGGUAGAGCUUGCACCGCCUCAAGCUUUUGCAAUACCCUUUGCAUCCUUUGGUGGGGCCGGAACUGCAACACCUGGUCUCGAUUUCUCUUCCAUGGUGCAAAAUCAUGCCAUUUUACAGAGCCUUCCAGAAAAUUCUCGGCAUGGCUACCACCAGAUGACAACAGCUGCAGUUGCUGCCACCACACAAGUUGCAGAGAAGAAGAAGGUCCACCAAGUGUCCGAAGAUGUUAAGUCUGUUGCGAGGGAGUUGAACACAAAUAUGGUAGGUGAAGAGGACAGAAAAAUUAUGGUGGCUAGCAAAGGUCUGCAGCAUUCUUUUUCAUUUGAAAAAGCAGACAAUGAACCACCCAUCUCAUCCGUUCUCAGUAACAGUGGUGUUGACAUCUCUGCCCGGUCCGUAAACCUCAUACACACUUCUGCAAAUGGCAGUAGGUCCACUGACCGUGCAUCUGGCACUGCUACAGCUACAACUGCUGCCACCAUCGCUGCCACCUCCCAACAAAUGCAGCAGCAUGUACUUCAUCUUCAGAAGCAGCAGUUGCAAUACCAGCUUGCAUCGACUCGCUCAAAGCCCUCAGCCUCAAGCAACAAUACCAAUAUGCAUCCUGAGAGUCUGCCUGGAGGUUGUACCGGCACCAAGUUCCCUCGUGCUCUAACUGGCUUUCCUCAAGCAUUCGUACAAGGUGGCAGUCCCAUCCAGCGGCCUCAGGGCAAGACAUCCUCUGGAAGACUUGUGGAUCCUGCUGCAGCUCCGCCGCUGGUGAAAAACAAUGUCCUCCAGCUACAAGGCAGAGCAUCCCAACAACCGUUUCCCGCCCAAAACCACCAAACCCAGAUAUCAUUUGGUGUGAAUUCAAAUAAAAUGGUGGCUCCAGGGGGUCAACACCUCUCUGGCGUAUGUCGCAGUCCAUCUCCAUCUUCUUCCUCUGUUGCUGUUGGAUCGCCCUCAAAUUCAGUCAACAAGAAUGCAAGUGGCAGCCCAAGUGCAUCUGCCAGUGUAAAACCCAGUCCUCAGACUUCUGCUAUUUUGCUCCCACAACAAUCAGCUGUAAAGCAAUCAGCAUCAAGUUCUAGCUCAAAGUCAACAACUGCGAGUAACUCAAACAUGCCAUCCAUUCUUGGGCACCCUCAGAAAGUUCCUGCCCCGAGCUCAAACACCAAGCAGCAGCAACAGCCUCAGCAAUCAAAGCAGCAACCCUUCUCUGAGGCUCAGAUCUUCUUCUCUAAUCCCCACAUGCAACAGGUCCACUGUGCUCAGUCCAGUGCUGCUCCUCCCACUGCUGCUCAAUAUUAUCAGAAGCGCCAAUCUGAACAACAAAUGCGACAGUCCCAACAGCAGCAGCAACAAAGCUCAGCACCAUCAUCUGCUGGGAUGCUUUCCCUUUGUGCCCCCUCUGCGCUUACACUGGCUGGUGUUCCUACCACAUCUGAUCCUGCUAAGGCCUUGGCUGCUGCCUCUGUGGCUGCGGCCAACAGUAUAAAGGGCCUGCCUCCACCUGGCUAUUAUAACGCUGCUCAGCUGGCUGUGGCUGCGCAGUCUGCCUCUGGCUCUCCACGGCCGCCAAUUUCUGCUACAUUCCCUUACAUGUCUUUGCCACCAUUUACGAUGAAGUCCUCAUCCGAGCAGAAGCCUGCAGCUGGAAGUGACAAUUUACAUGCCUGCUGGCAGCCUGAGAAGAGGUAAUGCUGGACUGGAUAACCAUUGGCUGCUGAUGCGUGGGCGCACCGGCUGCAUCAGAAGCCACUUUGCAUGAGAUUCUGGAAUCAAACAGGAGGAUUCUCAUCCGCCUUCACCGGCCCGGUUGCUGUUCGAUGUGUGCACAAUUCAACUUUCAGGAAAUAGCCAACGAUUGAAAAGGAAGGACAAUUAGAGAUGAAGGGAACCCAGAGGGAGAACGGUGGUGGUGUGGAUCACAGCCUACCGGCAUUUUGAUUUGCUCUCGAGUCCCUUGCAGACGACGGGUGGAGGGGCUAAUCACAAUGCACUCUAGGGAAGAAGAUGGCUGCAUCCUCUCAUCUCGAUUUUGUAUAGUGCAGUCAAAUGCUAACACCAUCAUGGACUGUUUUCUUUUGUUUCGUUUUAACUCCAUUAACAGAAGGUGAGGUGAUUAAAUUAAUAUCAUCCUUACAUGCUAUUCCUUGUUCUUUCUUAUGAAUAUUUCUCUUUGAAGUUGUUAGAGAUUGAUUUAUGGUUCUCUUGGCUA
Musa acuminata subsp. malaccensis (wild Malaysian banana) is the source of this 5556-nucleotide messenger RNA. Its product is annotated as protein TIME FOR COFFEE. Gene Ontology annotation, cellular component: nucleus. Lineage: Eukaryota; Viridiplantae; Streptophyta; Magnoliopsida; Zingiberales; Musaceae. The record is from RefSeq and is a predicted model, not a curated record. Gene Ontology annotation, biological process: regulation of circadian rhythm.